Messenger RNA from Miscanthus lutarioriparius, 915 nucleotides. NCBI's taxonomy places the organism in Eukaryota, Viridiplantae, Streptophyta, Magnoliopsida, Poales, Poaceae. The record is from the annotation of a GenBank genome assembly.
AUGAAGCGGGUGUCGUCGCACGUCUCGCUGGCCUCGGAGGCGGAGAUCAACCUCGAUCUGUCGCGCCUCAUCAUCGACAGGCCGCAGCGGUUCACGCUGGAGCGGAAGCGCUCCUUCGACGAGCAGUCGUGGAGCGAGCUCUCCCACUCCCACUCCCACCGCAACAACGACGGCUUCGACAGCGUGCUGCAGUCGCCCGCAUUCCCGUCCGGCGGAUUCGACUCGCCCUUCUCCAUAGGCACGCAUUUCGGCGGAGGCGGACCGCACCCGCUGGUCAACGAGGCGUGGGAGGCGCUCAGGAAAUCGGUUGUUUACUUCCGGGAACAGCCCGUCGGUACCAUCGCUGCCGUGGAUCAUGCGUCGGAGGAAGUGCUCAACUAUGAUCAGGUUUUUGUGAGGGAUUUCGUUCCGAGUGCAUUGGCUUUUCUAAUGAACAAUGAGACCGACAUAGUGAAGAACUUUCUCUUGAAAACUCUUCACCUUCAGAGCUCUGAGAAAAUGGUAGACCGAUUCAAGCUUGGAGCAGGAGCGAUGCCUGCAAGUUUCAAGGUGGACCGUAACAAAAACAGAAACACUGAGACCUUAGUUGCUGAUUUCGGUGAGAGUGCAAUCGGCAGGGUGGCACCGGUCGACUCUGGAUUUUGGUGGAUCAUUCUCCUUCGGGCAUAUACAAAGUACACCGGAGAUGUUAGUUUGUCGGAAUCACCUGAUUGCCAGAAGUGCAUGAGGUUGAUACUGAAUCUCUGCUUAUCUGAAGGAUUUGAUACUUUUCCAACUCUGCUUUGCACAGAUGGCUGCUCAAUGAUUGAUCGUCGAAUGAAUUAUUACAUAUCAGCUGAGGUGGCAAUGGGAUUGGCAGGUCCUGCAUGUUCUUCUGUAAUCAAGGAGCAUCCCUGUCUCCUUAACAAUACUUAG